AUGCAGUCAAUAGAAAUUGACAAGUCUGACGAAUAUGUCCCCCGAACUCCAAGUACGACAUUUGUAAUGCAGCGGGAUACUGAGCUUACAUUUAUGGAUAUCCAUGGGACUCCGAAUGCUAUGCUUGCAAGCCUCGAGGAUAUAGUGUGCUCGGAAAACUUUACCUCUACUUCGGUCGAGCAGCCACUUGACCUUCGGUUCCUCGAGGUUGAUACCAUCAAUAGCAACGACCAGAAUCCGAUUCUAAGGCUCACAGAGAAAGGUCAAUAUAUCGGCAACAAGGAUUAUGUGGCCGUAUCAUACACAUGGCAAAGAUUCGACCCCAUUACCAACACGGAAGCAAUCUCUCGGUUUAGAGUUUCAGUCGGCGGCUCAGUACGAAAAGCACGAUCUCAAGACGCAGUUCUACAUCGAGCCAUCGAGUUUGCCAGAUCUACCAAUACUCCUCGGAUCUGGAUUGACCAAGACUGUAUUGAGCAGUACGAUCCAGAUGAUUUACAGCAGCAUCUACAUGUGGUGCAUAAGAUAUUCCAGCAGAGUCAACACGCCAUAGCUCUGUUGUCGUUCCAUAUCCGCCACCAACAUCAGGCAGAUUCCAUCCGGUGCAUCAACCAAGGUACAUUCCUCGACGAGUUGGAGAUGCCUCUCGAAAUGGCAGCAGAUGUCAUUUCGGGUCUUGCCGAUACGAUAGCAAGAACGGGACGAGUUAUCGCAGGAGUCAAUGACUCCAACAUCAUUUUCCGACCUAAGGCUAGAUCCACAGCAGAUGUACGACCUUCAAAAAAGGCUGGAGAGAUUCACCUACCGUUCAACACAUACGAGUCAUUCUUUGAAGCUUGA
Molecule: messenger RNA, 840 nt
Organism: Fusarium graminearum PH-1
Lineage: Eukaryota; Fungi; Ascomycota; Sordariomycetes; Hypocreales; Nectriaceae
Exons: 3
Coding region: 1-840 (279 amino acids)
Source: RefSeq, a predicted model, not a curated record